Penaeus vannamei (Pacific white shrimp) is the source of this 3919-nucleotide messenger RNA. NCBI's taxonomy places the organism in Eukaryota, Metazoa, Arthropoda, Malacostraca, Decapoda, Penaeidae. The record is from RefSeq and is a predicted model, not a curated record.
CUUCAUAAGCCCUUUCCUUGGUAGUGUUGGCAGUUGGCACGGUUUUAGGGAAGCCGGUACACUUGGUACACGUCGUUACUGAUGCUAUAUUGGGCUUUUCUGGCAGGUGGUCGAGAAUGCGGAUACGUAGAAGCCUUUUACUACAAGAUCGAACAGAGGUUAAUAGGUUCGUGGAGUGAAGGAGCGAGGCGCUGUAGCGUAGGCGAGGGAUGAUUUCAAGGAGUUACCCAAGUCGAAAGACAAGGUUUCAUGCUUGACUGUGAAAGCAGUUAAUUCAUUUCUGUUUUUACAAGAAACUGAAGACAUUGUUACACAAGAGUAGUAGUUUCAAGAGUUAGUUUGAGCUUCAAUAAAAGACUCAGCGACAUCAUUGUGUUCAGUAGGCGUGAUAAAAUGGGUCAAAGCUGAAUGUAUAUUGUACAAGCAGAAACUGAAAAUUUCAUUUUUUAUCACACUGAAAUUCUUCAUUUAGUGAAAUACAGAAGAAAUAAUUAUGCCCCCCUAUAAAAUAUUACUCUCUCUAUCAGAAAUAUGCACUGAACAAGUGUUGAUCUUACUCUACAAGAGUUGUAGCAUCAGUGCAACACCCAAGGAGCGUAAAGAACAACACAAUUAUGUUUCUUCAACCUUGAAUUCAAACAUUCGGCAACAUCUAAUCAACAUUAUCUUUCAACAAUCCUUGCACAAGCAAAAUUUUACUUGUAAAUGUAUUCUUCUUGAGAUGCUAGGGGACCGUAGUACCCAAACCCUUGACUUCAGUCAGGUUGGCAGUGUGUAUAUUGAUGCACUGUGGCAAUUUUACCGUACUCUCACCAUUAGCUUAAUGAUAAACCUAACCAAGCUUGGGGUGGCCUGUAAUCUGAGGAAAUUGAGUGAUCAGAAAUAUCUUUUAGAUGUUAAUUCUUCUCUUUACCGUGUCUUCAGCCAAAUGAAAAACUUGCGAUGGGUUACAUUGAUUGGUGUGGCAGAUGGGACAUUGCUGGAGAGUCUGGGCACAAAUUGUAUUCACCUUGAAUACCUCAAUGUCAAUGAAUCUUUAAGAAUAAAUGAUGAAGCAAUUGCCGGUCUUCUGCUGAAAGAUCCAGAGCUUGCAGGACAGAAUGAAGAUACCCUCUGCCUCCAAGAUAUCCAGACAAAUCCUUGUGCAUCAAAUCUCAAGGUGGUUGGUGUUAGUGCAACUAGUGUGAGUUUAACAAGUGUUUUUGUCCUUCUUCACUGUGUCCCCAAGCUUAAGUCACUUGGAGGUCCUAUCCAAGCUGGCCCUAUAAGCAGUAUCCUAGAACAUCUAAAUCCAGAAGAUGAGAGCAGGGUUUUAAAGCUGAGUGAGUUAUGGGAGGCAAAAAUUCUUCCUUAUCAAGCAUCGCUCUUGAACAUGAUGUGUCCGAACCUCACUUGCCUCACAUGUGAUGGCUCUUCACUUGACUCCUUAUACAUCAUCAGUUCCAUUUCAGCUCUGACCCUCAAACUCUGCUUCCGAAACUAUGUCAUUGAUAUCUACAACUACCUCUUAGGCAGUGGCCAGAUCCUCAAAAAGCUUGUUUUUGUUGACCAUAUCAAUUGUGGUUUAGACCUGUCAUGGCUAGUUGAACUUACCCCAAACUUGGAGCACCUGGAGGCCACACUUACCAGAGAGGAUGAGGCAGAAGUAGCAGAAUGGCGCUUCCUAAGGGUUGCCAAAGUCACUGUGCAGUCCUCUAAAGUUACAUUUGCAUUGCUGACUCAUGCACCAGUGCUAACAGAUCUAGUCAUCACAUUUGCAAUGGAACCUUAUCAGGAGACCUUUGAAUGCAUCAAUGAUGACCUGAUUAUCAGUGCACUGGUUCACGGUGGUCUUACACAGCUACAAAAGCUGCAUAUUAAUGAAUGUGCUGUAAGCUUGAAGGGAAUAGUGUCCCUCAUUCUACACUGCCCAGAUUUGACAUAUUUGGCACCUCUUGCUUUUUGGCAUGGUGUUAGCCCUCAGGGCAUUUAUGUGCUUCGCAAGCGGAUAAAAGUAAAGAACUGGAAACUCAGAAUUGUCAAGCGUGUAGAGUGGGAAGAUGAACAAGAGCCUUAUGAAAAUCAUGAUAUUUUACAUCAGCUGGCUGCUUGUAAUUGUUUCGAGGGUUCAUAGUAAUUGUAAUAGUUGCUGCAAAGUGUAGAGGCCAAUUGUACUUGCUGUAGUGAGCUAAGGAAAUGAUGUAGAACUGACUGUGGUUAAGGUUUAAUCAGUUGCUGCUCUAUCUUCUCUUUUGUCUUCUUUUCUUUUCUUCCCUCCUUUCCUCCCCCCUUUCCCUCUUGCACCCCAAUCUUCUACUCUUCUUCCUCAUGCAGUGUCUUAACCACCCUUCUUCCUUCUUUGCACCCAUUUUCUAUACCUAUUAUAUGUCAGUUUUGAUAUUUUAUAUACUGAUAUUGUUAUUUAAUAAUUAGAUAACUAUAACUGGUAGUAGUAGAAGUAGAUAGACGUAGUAUCAGAAUAAGUCUUUUUCAUAUAACAGUAGAAUAAAAUCUACAAGUGCAUUUGUUGCCAUGAUGUGAACAUAAAUUGAACAAACACACUGAAUAAAGUAUUUUUGUAAAACAUUUUACUUUCUGGUGAAUAAAAAAAUGUUGCAAAUGACCUUUGUAAUAUAUGUCUUAGUUCUUUUAGAUUUGUUUAUUAGUUUCAUAAUACUUUUUAAUUUGAAAAAAAGUAAAAUAAAUUAAAAGCUAUUUUAUUGAAUUAUAUUUGUAGUAAUUGUACUGAAAAAAGUUAUGUUAAGAGUGUAACUUUUGAAUGUUUAGUCAAGAGAAUUAAAGUUCAAAAAAAUUAUAUGACUUUAAAAGUAUGCAUCAUUACCUUCAAGCUUGAUUUAGAGGCAAAAUUUAAAGUGAUGUAAAAAAAUAUAUAUUGCUUCUAUUUUGACAAAAUAGUUAACACACUAUUUACUAUUUUUAUUUCUGUUCUUUUAUUUAUUUCUCAUUUAUCCAACUUAUCUUUUAUUCUCAUGUCAGUAUAUCAUUUCUAUGAUUUGAACAUUUUAAGAAAAUUUAAUGUAGAAAAUAAUUGAUGAUGCUUGAUUCUUCAUUAAGAAUAUCAUGAUAGCCUCUUACUUAAACUGGAAUGUUGUGUAGAGUGUAUUUACAAAUAUAUUCUCAAAGUUGUCAAUACUAAGUCACGGUUUGAUAGGACCAUCCAAAAAGGUCCCUGUAAACUCAUGAAGGUCCAUGCCAGCGUUUGAGAAUUUUUAAAAACCCAUUGACCUAAGGAGUGAAAAUAUGUAUGACUAACCCAUCUAUUCGUGGACAGUCACACAAAUUUCACACUCCCUGACACAGUUAUUCUUCUAGACUCCAAAAAGGUGUGUGUGUGUAUAAGUGUGUGAUGGUAUUACAGCAGCAUUAAAGUUAAAUUUUCUAUUGUUGACCUUAUCUAAAAGUAUAUUCUUUAAUGUUUAUUACUAGUAACUUUCAGUUAGAAUUAUGAGAUUUUAAGGAAAGGAAAAAUAACAAAAACUUGAUUAAAAGGUUGAUGGACUGAAAAGUGAAUUGAUGUAAGAUCAUAAAGGAACUGAACACAUUUUGUAUGUGGAAUUAAAUGAGACAAGUCUUACAUAUUAUUCAUAUAUUUUUAUUUGUUUAUGCUUGUUAGAGACAACUACAAUUGUCAUUUACAUAAUUUCUGUCUCUCAUUCUCCAAUGUUAGCAAUUUGAGAAAUGAGAUAUGUCUUCCAGAUAGAUAAAUGCCAAUAGUAUGUAUAUGAGAAAGCUUAGAUUAUACCAAGCUUUUAUAAAAUAUUAAUAUUAAAUGUAAAUAUAUAAAUAAACAAACAGAAAAUAAGCAAACAGUAUUUAGCUGUUUUUCACAAUUUAUAAUUUCAUGUGACACAUUCAGGUAUAAACAAGCAAGACCGUGUUUUCUUCCUUGAUAUUUAGAUAUUUUUAGUUGUGUUUUCUA